AUGCAUGGAAAACGUAUGUCUCAUGCAUUUGGGUCUAUGGAAUGCGGAGCCAAGAGAUCAAGUCAGCUGAGAUGCCUUCGAGUGAUGACUUGCCAUUAUUUAUCAACUGAAAGUUUGAAUGUAGUAGUCCAAAAACUACCAUUGUUGGAGGAGUUUCAUCUUUACUACACCUACAUUCACAAAGAAGCUAUUGAAACCAAUGGUCGCAGUUGCCCACUUUUGAAGUCAUUCACAUUGAACCAGAAAUGGAUUCCACAGUCGCCCAUGGAUGAGAACGACGAUGAUGAUGAAGUGCUAAACGACGAUGAUGAGGUGGUAGCUAUUGCAAAAAACAUACCUGGAUUACAGAACCUUCAACUCCUUGGAAAUUAUUUGACAGAUAUUGGCCUGCAAGCCAUUCUUGAUGGUUGCCCUCACCUUGAUUCACUUGAUUUGCGACAGUGUUUCAACGUCAAGCUUAAUGGGGAUUUAGGCAAAAGAUGUUCAAAGAUAAGAGAUCUGAAGUGUCCUUUCGACUCCACUGCAGGCUAUGAAUUUGAUACUUCACUCGGUGAUGAUAUGGAUCCACCAGAUGAUGAAAUAUCUGAGGAUUUUUUGUGGUGACUAUCAGACUUCCAUUAAAGCGGACUAAACUGUGUGUUAUGGGUUGUGUUUUUGACUACCGGAAACCAUGGAAGAUGCCAAAAUUCAAUGUUUUGUGGUUGACGAGGCAGACGUUCUGUGGUUUGACGAGGCAUAUCGGUCUGGAUCUUUUAAAUGACUGCUUGUCCCAGUAGAUGAGUAUUGUGAAUUCUCUGGUGGCAGCAACACU
Ilex paraguariensis (yerba mate) is the source of this 811-nucleotide messenger RNA. Lineage: Eukaryota; Viridiplantae; Streptophyta; Magnoliopsida; Aquifoliales; Aquifoliaceae. The record is from the annotation of a GenBank genome assembly.